AGACGGGAAGGAAAAAAAAAACUUACGUUAGAUCUGUAAGGACUUUGUUUUUUAUCUAUAUUAUUAUUUCCCUUCCUUUGACAUUUUUGGGACUGUCUAUUUUACCUCACACUGGCCGGGACUUCACUUGUGACAGCGCUGAAUGGGAGGGAGCGAAACGAGGAGACCCGGAGAGAGCUGCGGGGAGGAGAUUAGUCUGUACGCGGAGAGGAGAGUGAGUCUCCGGGCAUCGGCUGUGCGUCUUUGCGCGGUGGGGACCCAGGAGCGGGUUGGACUGCGCUGUGGUUCUUCCCCCGGCUUUUAAAAAAAAAAAGGGGGUUCGCGGGGGGAGAUAACUUGACUCGCUUUAGCGCGGACCCGGAGAAGAUUCGGUGACAUUUGAACAGAAUCGGAGGAAGUGUGUCGGAUCGUAUAGACUCUGCUCCACGCAUGUUGGAGGUGGAGAGAGGAGGGCUGGAUGCCUGCAGUUUGCGAGUCCUCAAGGCGCAGCCAAGGAUUACCCCCUGCAUCCCGGGCAUCGUUUGACGGAGUAAGGACGCAAAGGGAGUGGGUCAUUUCUUCAUAUUCCUCGCGCUUUGGCUUCUUUGGAAAGGAUAUGGCACGGUCGGCGCUGGAGAGAGGAGCGCAGCCGGCACAGGCGAGAGGAAACAGGAGCUGAAUGACAGGAUGCCAGCGACCUGAGCCCGCACUCAGAUCAGUUCCAACUUCGUUAAAAGAGACACUUGUGCUUUAUUUAUCGAGUUAAGAGGAGAAAAGAAGAAUACGUGACCAAAAACCUUUCGGAGGAGUUUCAUUUUGAGAUUUUUUUUUGUAUGCGUAAUUUUAUUUUUUUGGAGAUAAAACAAGGAUGCAUUGUGGAUUAGUCUUUAUCCUGUUCAUGGGAAUCCUCUUGGUGGUCAAGGCUUUCAAAAACGACAAAUGUGGAGGCAACAUCAGGAUCUCAGCUGCCAACUACCUCACCUCGCCCGGAUACCCCAUGUCUUAUCCCCCUUCUCAGAGAUGCGUGUGGGUGAUCUCGGCGCCUGGUCCUCACCAGCGGAUCCUCAUCAACUUCAAUCCGCAUUUCGAUCUGGAGGACCGGGAGUGCAAGUACGACUACGUGGAGGUGCGGGACGGCGUGGACGAGAGCGGUCAGCUGGUGGGGAAGUACUGCGGGAAGAUCGCCCCCUCUCCAGUCGUAUCCUCAGGAAACCAGCUCUUCAUCAAGUUUGUGUCUGACUACGAGACCCACGGAGCAGGCUUCUCCAUCCGAUAUGAGAUCUUCAAGACAGGUCCCGAAUGCUCCAGGAACUUCACCUCCAACAGCGGCGUCAUAAAGUCACCCGGGUUCCCAGAGAAGUACCCCAACAACCUGGACUGCACUUUCAUGAUCUUCGCCCCGAAGAUGUCCGAGAUCAUUUUGGAGUUCGAGAGCUUCGAGCUGGAGCCCGACCCGACACCCCCUACUGGUGUGUUCUGCCGCUACGACAGACUGGAGAUUUGGGACGGCUUCCCCGGAGUCGGUCCAUACGUCGGGAGGUACUGUGGGCAGAACACUCCAGGCAGGAUCAUCUCCUACACAGGCAUCCUGGCGCUAACAAUCAACACUGACAGCGCCAUUGCUAAGGAGGGCUUCUCUGCCAACUUCACCGUCAUCGAAAGGACCGUUCCAGAGGACUUUGACUGUAGUGACCCUUUGGGAAUGGAAUCGGGAGACAUAACAUCAGACCAAAUCAUGGCUUCAUCCCAGUACAACCCCAGCUGGUCCCCAGAGCGGUCCAGACUCAACUACUACGAAAAUGCAUGGACGCCGGCAGAAGACUCAAACAAAGAGUGGAUACAGGUGGAUCUUGGGUUCUUGCGGUUUGUCUCAGCCAUCGGUACCCAGGGCGCCAUCUCCCAGGAGACCCGGAGGGUUUACUUUGUCAAGUCCUACAAAGUGGAUGUCAGCUCUAAUGGAGAGGACUGGAUCACUUUGAAGGAAGGGUCCAAACAAAAGGUUUUCCAAGGCAACACCAACCCAACAGACGUUGCCAAGACGAUGCUGCCCAAACCCACACUGACGCGCUUCAUUCGGAUCCGUCCCGUUACCUGGGAAACAGGCAUCGCACUGCGCUUCGAGGUGUAUGGAUGUAAGAUAUCAGAGUACCCAUGCUCGGGCAUGCUGGGCAUGGUAUCAGGCUUGAUCACCGACAACCAGAUCACCGCGUCCUCCCACACAGACCGGAGCUGGGUACCAGAGAAUGCUCGCUUGCUGACCAGCAGGACGGGGUGGACCCUGCUGCCCCAGCCCCAGCCCUUCACCAACGAAUGGUUGCAGGUGGAUCUUGGCGAGGAGAAGCUGGUCAAGGGGUUGAUCAUCCAGGGAGGGAAGCACCGUGAGAACAAAGUCUUCAUGAAGAAGUUCCGCCUCGGCUACAGCAACAACGGCUCCGAGUGGAGGAUGGUGUCGGACACCACCGGGAACAAGCCAAAGAUAUUUGAAGGGAAUAGCAACUACGACACUCCUGAGCUGAGGACGGUGGAUUCCCUGCUGACCCGUUUCAUCAGGAUUUACCCAGAGAGGGCCACUCCUGCUGGCAUGGGCUUGCGGCUUGAGCUCCUGGGCUGUGAGAUCGAAGCUCCUACUCUCCCGCCCACCACACUGGUCCCGGGCACUACUCCGUCGGAUGAGUGUGACGACGACCAGGCGAGCUGCCACAGCGGCACAGGUGAUGACUACGAUGUGACAGGUGGUACCAUGAUGCCAGAGACCACUACUGCUGAAGUGGAUACCGUCCCAGAUUUUCUGUGGUUUGCCUGUGACUUCGGUUGGGCCAAUGACCCGUCCUUCUGCAGGUGGACAUCAGAGGACACUGGCUCUAGGUGGCAGAUCCAGUCCAGUGGCACCCCCACCCUCAACACGGGCCCCAACAUGGAUCACACAGGUGGAUCAGGGAACUUCAUCUACACCUUGGCAACAGGUCCCCAAGAGACGGAGGUGGCUCGGCUGGUGAGCCCUGUGGUCAGCUCCCCGGACUCAGACCUGUGCGUUUCCUUUUGGUACCACAUGUUCGGGUCGCACAUCGGCACGCUGCAUAUCAAACAGCGCAAACAGACAGUCGACGGACCGGCUGACAUCCUGCUGUGGACGGUCAGCGGUCACCAGGGCAACCGCUGGAGAGAAGGUCGUGUCUUUGUGCCUCGCACCAACAAACCCUAUCAGGUGGUGAUCGAAGGUCUGGUGGAGAGAAAGAGCUGGGGAGACAUUGCUGUGGAUGACAUUAAGGUUCUCAAUGGGCUCAGCAUGACGGACUGUAAAGAUCCUGACGUGCCCACUGAGCCCAUGCUGCCAGAGGAUAGCUUCAAUGAAAUCCUUGAGGACAUCACUGAAUACCCCGUGUUUGUGGAGACCAACCAGAUCAGCGGGGCGGGCAACAUGCUGAAGACGCUCGACCCCAUCCUCAUCACUAUCAUUGCCAUGUCCGCCCUGGGGGUCUUCCUGGGUGCCAUCUGCGGCGUGGUGUUGUACUGCGCUUGCUCACACGGAGGCAUGUCGGACAGGAACUUAUCAGCCCUGGAGAACUAUAACUUUGAGCUAGUGGACGGUGUGAAGCUAAAGAAGGACAAACUCAAUGUACAGAGCUCAUACUCGGAGGCUUGAGAUGGGGCUGAGUGCAUUAGUGUGACUGUAUGACGUGCAGAGCGUGCACAAGACUGGCUGUAGGCAUAUCCUCUCGCCUAUGCGCGAGUAGGUAAGCUCAAAGGACUGCCAACACCCCUCAACUCACUGGAUGAGGGACAGGUUCAGGACCCAGUGGGAGGUUUGGACUGAUCCACGCUUUUCUCAGGAGCUGCAGUAAAAAGAACCCACCAGUAGGGGACACUGUGUACAAAUAAAAUACAGAAAAAAAAUAUGUACAGAUGAUUUAGAUGAUAUUUUAAUUUUCUAUUUUGAUUUUCAUUCAUUUUUACAAUCGGAUGCUGGUGUUGAGACCAAUUUAUUAAUAAUGUUUAAAGUAUUUAUCGUUUUCUGGGAAAGAAAUGUUUUUUUUUUUCCUCAUCAGUUCAUGAAGGCUGUUUGUUUAUUUUCAACUUUUGAAAGAGACGUAUCAAAAUCUUAAAUGAACCAUAACCGGCAAAACUGUAGAUUUGCCCCGUGGUGUGGCAUACAGGGUGUGCCCAUAACCCAGGACCCUGAAACAUGUACCCUCCCCCUUUGACCCCUGUCACUCUAAAGUGAGGGUCCCAUUCAUGGCAAUGUAUGGUUCUGACAGUGCCUUUAGUACAUUUCGGUUCGCCUCCUCUGUUGAUAUUUUUACUGUACAUGGCUUCAGUUAUGAUGACAGGAAACAGGGGUACAUUCUCUUAUAAAUACCUGCCAAACAGGAAAACAAUCUAUCACAGCGCUUUGUUUUGUUUUGUUGUUGUUUUCUGUCCAAAAAACACACUGUAAA
Seriola dumerili (greater amberjack) is the source of this 4415-nucleotide messenger RNA. It is a transcript of the gene nrp1a, whose product is annotated as neuropilin 1. The transcript has 18 exons. Gene Ontology annotation, biological process: vascular endothelial growth factor signaling pathway; axon guidance; angiogenesis. Gene Ontology annotation, cellular component: membrane. NCBI's taxonomy places the organism in Eukaryota, Metazoa, Chordata, Actinopteri, Carangiformes, Carangidae. Bases 848 to 3622 code for a protein of 924 amino acids. The record is from RefSeq and is a predicted model, not a curated record. Gene Ontology annotation, molecular function: vascular endothelial growth factor receptor activity; semaphorin receptor activity.